Messenger RNA from Bacidia gigantensis, 540 nucleotides. RefSeq lists its product as uncharacterized. The coding region runs from base 1 to 540 and encodes 179 amino acids. The record is from RefSeq and is a predicted model, not a curated record. The transcript is spliced from 2 exons. Lineage: Eukaryota; Fungi; Ascomycota; Lecanoromycetes; Lecanorales; Ramalinaceae.
AUGCCCGACCGCAAACUGAAGCCUGAAUAUGCCGGUCUUGAACCAUUUAAAGGACAAUUUAUUCAAUGGUCAUAUAUCGAGCGCAAGCAACCGAAAGAAAUCAGAAAAUUGUUCAAACCCAUUUUCAAUGAAGAGCUUGAAGAAACGGGCCAUCAACACCACCUUACGUGCGUAUCUUCAAAAGCGUCCCAGUACAAGAGAAAACACAGAGCUAACACGAACUCUCUGUGUAGUACUAAGCAGUGGGCAACGCGCAAGACGAAGUGGUAUAAAGAGUUUGGCAUCGAAAAGAAAGGUCAAGGCCCAUCGGAAGACCAGCUGCAAAAACUCGACAGCCUACGCCUGUGGUUCGUGGAUGGACAACCGUACGAACAGCCUCAGACGUUUUCGGAAGAUCCUAAAUCACAAUUAACUCUCAGCAAACGAUUUGAGCUCCGCAGACAGCAGCCAGACAAGAUUUUGCCGGAACUAGAGAAUGAAGGAGAGUCUCGUGUGGGAGGGGCUUAUCAGAGGUCAAAGCAGCUCUCUCGACCAUCGUGA